AAAAAAAAAAAACUAAAUGCACCCGAGGCCGAUUGUCACUGAUGCUGCUGCUGCGUCCUCCUGCAGUCAUCAGUCGGAGCGCGCUGUCGUCAUGCACUGAUUACAAACACAUGAGAAGAAACUUUUCCACAGCCGAUGAAGAAAUACUUCAUUCUUUUCUCAAUAUGAAUCACAUUUCUCGCUGCGUCCGUGACCGUGCGCCUCGUGGCGACUUUCUCAGGGUCUUGCCACAUGUAGCGGAGUAAUGAAGAAACCAAAAACGGGGCAGGAGGUCCCUCAGUGGGCUGCAGUGGACAGACUGGGCUCAGCAGAGAGGUCACGCAGGUCAAACUGUCAGUGUCCGGGGCAUUUUAUGAUGGAUGACGUUUUUAUGGCCACAGAUGCCGUUUCUUAUUUUCUUUUUUUAUUUUUAAAUCAAUUUUCAGUCGAGUAACUUUGCUCAUAAAAGUUUUAGGAAAAAGUAGAGAAGAAAAAGAUUCAGCCCACCUUUUUUCCCCCCACUUUUCUCCUUUUAUUCCCCCACUCUUCAACACAUACACACUCACUGUCACAUGAUCUCUCCGGCCCCUCUUUGAGCAGCACACAGGCUGAAUCUGACCAAUCAGAAGAGAGAGGGAAAAAGUACAAAAAAGCGGAAUAAUAAUAUACCUCAGUGUGUCACUGCUGAAUAUCACUGGUGGGGGAGCGACCCCCCCCCACCCCCUUAAAGAGGCAGGGUCUCAGAGUGACCACAUCACUUGGGUCCAGGUCUGUCUGUGUCGGUGACACUGAUCCUGAGUCAGCGUCAGGCUGGGCUGCAGUGAUGAAACGUAACAGACAAAUUAAUGUGUGGAAAUCUACAGGCUCCGACCUGUUCCGCUGAGUCGUCCCGCUCCACCAGUGUCUCAGCUGUUGUACAUGGAAAUACUGCAGCUGCCUUGCCUACGUGACUCCGGGGACUGUUUUCGCGGCCACAUGCGGUACAUGAUGAGGUCACUGCAGGACCUCAAACAACUCCGCCGGACCUGCCCCGCAGAAGCCAGGAGCCCCCUGACCCCCAUCAGCAGCAGCCAGCUGCCAGAGCUUCCGUACCACUCUGCCGUGGCGCGAGCCUGUCAGCGCCGGGCGAUGCAGCAGGAACUGCGAACACGGCUGCGAAUGUCCAACGCCAGCACGGCCUCUACCUACGACUCUGCCUGCUGUCUGGCGAGUCCCCUGGAGGAGGAGGAGGACGAGGACGAGGAGGAGAACGAGGAGGACUCCAGCAGUCGGCUGGGUCUGAGCCUCAGACUGGGGCAGGGAUCUCGCAACAGCCGUAAAAGUCUGGAUUUUGACUCCGGCUACUCUGAGGCGUCGUGGCAGGAUGACGUGGUCGUCCUCAGACGGACCAGGAACGUGCGGGUGUCCUCCUCGGCCUGCCUCCGCACGAACAGAGCCCCCAGUGGGCGUGUCAGACCCAAGUCCACCUCCGACGCCUGUUUGGAGAGGUGGACGUCGUUUGAGGCCACGGAUCCAGAGGACUGGACGAACUCUUUACUGACCCGAGGACGGAACCGGUCACCACUAGUUCUGGGCGACAACAGUUUCGCAGACCUAAUACAGAACUGGAUGGAUUUGCCCGACUGCCCCGAGCCCCCCGCCCUGCAGCCCAGCACCAGUAGAAGUAAACUGGGCAAAGGCUUCUUCGUCAACAUGAGGAGGAAGCUGGCCGGACUGUCCAGGAGCGUGGAGGAGCGGGUGAGGCUCAGGUCCACCGACUCCGCCCCACAUGUCAACAGAACUGCUAACGCUGCCAAGCGUCUGUCCUGCCCGGUGGUGGCGUCACAGCCCAAAGUUCCUUUUUUCCACCAGUCCCACUCAGGCAUCAACCACCUGGACACCGACUUUUACCAUUUCACCGCCCUGAUGAAGUCGGGCAGUCGACAGCCAAUCAUCUGCCAGGACAUCUUUGGCUACAUCUGAACCACUGAAGUCCGGACCAGACGAACUCCACAGUCACUUUAUUGUUUAUUUUUUUUUUCACUUCCUGUACGUGAUAUUUAAACUGUUCUGAAUAAAUCCUUAUUAUUUAAAACACUCCUA
Messenger RNA from Cynoglossus semilaevis (tongue sole), 2061 nucleotides. RefSeq names its product PAK4-inhibitor inka2-like. The transcript is spliced from 3 exons. Gene Ontology annotation, molecular function: protein serine/threonine kinase inhibitor activity; protein kinase binding. Bases 898 to 1941 code for a protein of 347 amino acids. The record is from RefSeq and is a predicted model, not a curated record. Gene Ontology annotation, cellular component: nucleus. NCBI's taxonomy places the organism in Eukaryota, Metazoa, Chordata, Actinopteri, Pleuronectiformes, Cynoglossidae.